AUGGCGGCCGUCGAAGUAGCCGCAGAGCCGGUAACGGUGGUGGCGGCCGCGGGACCAAAGAAGGCGAAGGAGGAAGAGGAGGAGGAAGAGGAGUCGCUGCCGCCGUGCGAGGCGGUGCGCUGGGCCCCGGUGGGCGCGGUGGCCGAGGCCGGGCCCGGGGCGACUGCGUUCUCGGAAGAGGCGGCUGCCGAGGACCCCGGCGCGGCCCCGGGCUCCCCGCCCGACUCUCCGGGCCGGACGCUGCGGCGGCUGCGGGCCGAGCGGCGGCGGCUGGACUCGGCGCUGCUCGCGCUGUCCUCGCACUUCGCGCAGGUGCAGUUCCGCCUGCGCCAGGUGGUGCGCGGGGCGCCGGCCGAGCAGCAGCGCCUCCUGCGCGAGCUCGAGGACUUCGCCUUCCGCGGCUGCCCGCACGUCCUGGGCUACGGGGAGCCCGAGGACGCCGCCUGCGACGAGGGCGACGGGCUGCCGGGGGACCGGCCCCGGCUACGGGGCGAGGACCAGAGUGCACAGAAUAAACGGGAGCGCCUGGAAACCCAAAGGGAGAAACAGAAGGAACUGAUACUGCAGCUCAAAACCCAGCUAGAUGAUCUGGAAACGUAUGCCUAUCGAGAGGGCAGUUAUGACUCCCUACCACAGUCUGUGGUCUUGGAAAGACAGCGGGUGAUCAUAGAUGAAUUAAUAAAGAAACUGGACAUGAAUCUGAAUGAGGACAUCAGUUCACUGUCUACUGAAGAGCUUCGGCAGCGUGUCGAUGCAGCUGUGGCUCAGAUUGUAAAUCCAGCCCGAGUGAAAGAACAGUUGGUUGAGCAGCUGAAAACUCAGAUCCGAGAUCUCGAGAUGUUUAUCGACUUCAUCCAAGAUGAAGUGGGAAACCCACUGCAGACGGAUAAUGGACACUGUGAGUGCAAGGCCAGUGGGAAGGCAGGGAACGGCUCCACCAGAACGGGCAGCAGCAGACUGCCUCCAAGAAACAGCAAACUGAAGGCGGAAGAUGUGAAGAAAGUGCGGGAGACGGGGCUGCACCUGAUGCGGCGAGCACUGGCAGUGCUCCAGAUCUUUGCUGUUAGCCAGUUUGGUUGUGCCACAGGCCACAUCCCACAAACCCUGUGGCCAACGGGCCAGGCUGACAGGGACUACUCUGCCUUACUGAAGAGGCUGGAGGUGUCAGUAGACAGAGUGAAGCAGCUAGCCCUAAGGCAACAGCCUUACGGCCACGUCAUCACCUCUGCCAACCUCCAGGACCUCUCUCUGGGGGGCAAGGACGAGCUGACCACAGCUGUGCGGAAGGAGCUGACGGUGGCCAUGAGGGACCUGCUGGCCCACGGACUGUAUGCCUCGUCACCGGGGAUGAGCCUCGUCAUGGCCCCCAUUGCUUGUUUGCUGCCAGCCUUCUCCUCGGCCCCCGAGGCCAUGCAUCCCUGGGAGCUCUUUGUAAAGUACUACCAUGCGAAGAAUGGCCGCGCUUACGUGGACUCCCCAGCCCGGAAGCUCUCCCAGUCCUUUGCCCUGCCAGCUAUGGGAGGCACUGCUAUGACUCCCAAACAGAGUCUACUGACAGCCAUCCAUAUGGUGCUGACAGAGCAUGACCCUUUUAAGCGCAGUGCGGACUCAGAAUUGAAGGCCUUGGUGUGCAUGGCACUGAAUGAGCAGCGUCUCGUGUCCUGGGUGAACCUUAUCUGCAAGUCGGCAUCACUCAUCGAGCGCCACUACCAGCCCUGGAGCUACAUGGCACACACAGGCUUUGAGAGUGCCCUCAACCUGCUCAGUCGCCUCAGCAGCCUCAAGUUCAGCCUCCCUGUCGACCUGGCUGUGCGCCAGCUCAAGAACAUCAAGGAUGCCUUUUGA
Pipistrellus nathusii (Nathusius's pipistrelle) is the source of this 1845-nucleotide messenger RNA. The record is from the annotation of a GenBank genome assembly. Lineage: Eukaryota; Metazoa; Chordata; Mammalia; Chiroptera; Vespertilionidae.